AUGAAGCUUUUUGCAUUUGCCGCUUCGGCUUCGGCCUUCGUCGCCAACAAUGUCGUGGAGAUGGAGCACCACCACUCGAAAAAGCUCACUACAGCUGCUGACGCCGAUAAGAUCACCUCCCUCCCCGGCCUUGACAGCCUCCCCGACUUCGACAUGUAUUCCGGCUACUUGUCUGUCACCGAUACGAAAAAACUGCACUACUGGUUCGUCGAAUCUCAGGGUAAUCCAGCCACCGAUCCCGUCGUUCUCUGGCUCAACGGCGGCCCUGGCUGCUCUUCCAUGGAAGGCUUCUUUGCCGAGCAUGGUCCUCUUCAUCUCAACGACGACGAAACGAUUUCGAUGAAUCCCUGGGCGUGGAAUAUGAACGCGAACAUGAUUUACAUGGAAGCACCCAUUGGAGUUGGAUUCAGCAAAGGAUCUGCGGAGGACAUGAAGCACAUUUCUGACGACACCACAUCUUCUGACAACCGAGACGCGUUGAAAGUCUUUUUCAAGAAGUUCCCACAGUACCUCCCCAACGGACUUUACGUCUCCGGUGAAUCCUACGCUGGUAUCUACGUUCCAACUCUCAUUUCCAAGAUCGUCGAUGAUGAUGUUCUCAGCCCUCAUUUCAAGGGAGCUGCUAUCGGAAACGGUCUCUACUCUUGGGAAAAGAACCAGCAGUCGAUCGUCUACUUUGCCAAGUAUCACGGACUCAUCUCCACAGCCAACUGGGCUUCUCUCGUCAAAAACUGCUGCACCAACGGCGACGAGUCCAAGUGCGAUUUCUUCAACUACCCCAAUGACUCGUGCAAGAACGACGUCGAAAGCGUUGUCAAUCUCACCUGGUCCGGCGGCCUCGAUGUCUACAAUCUCUACGCUGAAUGCGCUGGCGGCAUUUCCAAACAGAAAACAAUGGAAAACAUCCUCUCCAAGUCGACUUUGAACAUGUCGUUCACUCCUCGCUUCGAUGGUCCACCAUGCACCGACGACAACGCACUUGAGAACUACUUCAACACCGCUGCCGUCAAAUCCGCCCUCCAUGUUGACUCUGACAUCAACUGGGUCCUUUGCGCUGAAGAUCUGGACUACCAAACAACUGUCCAGGAUGUGUCUCAAUACAUCGAACACGCAAUGAACACCGUUCCAGACAGCAGAAUCAUGCUCUACGCCGGUGACGUCGACAUGGCCUGCAACUUCCUCGGUGGUGAAAUGUUCGCUGAUGCUCUCAACCUCCCUCUCGAGGAGAAGUACAGCGAAUGGACCUACAUCGCCGCCGACAAGACCAAACAAGUGGGCGGUUGGUACAAAAAAUUCCACCGACUCUCGUGGGUCACGGUCAAGGGCGCCGGCCACAUGGUCCCCACCGACAAGCCCAUCCCCGCCUAUGACAUGUUCCAGGCCUUCCUCAACGGCGACCUGUAA
Molecule: messenger RNA, 1404 nt
Organism: Oikopleura dioica
Lineage: Eukaryota; Metazoa; Chordata; Appendicularia; Copelata; Oikopleuridae
Source: the annotation of a GenBank genome assembly